Molecule: messenger RNA, 2091 nt
Organism: Malaya genurostris
Lineage: Eukaryota; Metazoa; Arthropoda; Insecta; Diptera; Culicidae
Gene: Arp3
Product: actin-related protein 3
Exons: 6
Coding region: 190-1446 (418 amino acids)
Biological process (GO): Arp2/3 complex-mediated actin nucleation
Cellular component (GO): actin cortical patch; Arp2/3 protein complex
Molecular function (GO): actin filament binding
Source: RefSeq, a predicted model, not a curated record
AGCACACAAAAGGAAAAUUGCAUUGGAGUGACAAAUUUCUUCCCCGUUCUGUAGGUGUGGUUGAAAAAUUAUCGUUUUUGGAAUAAUUUUGAUUCAAAUUAGUAUCAGAAUUGGUUUUUAACUCAAUUGAAGUCUCGAUUUUAGUAUCCGGGGCAGAUUCGCAAAAGUUGUUAUUUGAAACAGUUGAAAAUGUCCGGAAGAUUACCAGCUUGUGUGAUCGAUGUCGGGACAGGCUACACAAAGCUGGGGUUCGCAGCAAAUAAGGAGCCUCAGUUCAUCAUUCCAUCGGCAAUAGCCAUUAAGGAAACGGCCAAAGUCGGUGAUCAAAGUGCCCGUCGUGUAACAAAAGGAGUGGAAGAUUUAGAUUUUUUCAUCGGUGAUGAAGCGUUUGAUGCCACUGGAUAUUCUGUUAAGUACCCUGUUCGGCAUGGUCUGGUUGAGGAUUGGGAUUUGAUGGAACGUUUUCUGGAGCAGUGUAUUUUCAAGUACCUCCGAGCCGAACCGGAAGAUCAUCAUUUUCUCUUGACGGAGCCUCCUCUAAAUACACCGGAAAAUCGAGAGUACACCGCGGAGAUUAUGUUCGAAACCUUUAACGUACCGGGUUUGUACAUUGCGGUACAAGCUGUGCUAGCUCUAGCCGCUAGCUGGGCAUCCCGCCCAGUAGAGGAACGAACGCUCACCGGAAUCGUUGUCGACAGUGGCGACGGUGUGACUCACGUUAUACCGGUCGCCGAAGGGUACGUUAUUGGAUCGUGUAUCAAACACAUUCCGAUUGCCGGUCGGAAUAUUACUUCGUUCAUCCAAAGUCUAUUGCGAGAGCGUGAGGUAGGUAUUCCCCCUGAACAGAGUCUGGAAACGGCUAAGGCUAUCAAGGAGCGAUUCAGCUACAUCUGUCCAGACAUAGCGAAAGAAUUUGCGAAGUAUGAUGCCGAACCGUCGAAAUGGAUGCGUCAUUAUGAGGGAAUCAAUGCCAUCACAAAGCAACCGUUCGGGGUCGACGUGGGGUACGAGCGAUUCCUGGGACCGGAGAUAUUCUUCCACCCGGAGUUCUCAAACCCCGACUUUACAACACCUUUGUCCGAGAUUGUUGACACUGUAAUCCAAAAUUGUCCAAUAGACGUACGAAGGCCACUGUAUAAUAAUAUUGUACUCAGCGGGGGCUCGACAAUGUUCAGGGAUUUCAGUCGUCGACUACAACGAGACAUCAAGCGUAGCGUGGACGCCCGUUUGAGAAUUAGUGAAAACUUGAGUGAAGGACGUAUAAAGCCAAAACCAAUAGACGUUUCGGUGAUCUCGCAUCAUAUGCAAAGAUACGCCGUUUGGUUCGGUGGAAGCAUGUUGGCAUCAACGCCCGAAUUCUACCAGGUUUGUCACACGAAAGCUGCCUACGAGGAGUAUGGACCAGGCAUUUGCCGCCACAAUCCAGUAUUCGGUACCAUGACGUAGUUCUUUUUUUCUAAUUUGCACUAUACUAAGUAAAGAAAAGAGAACAUGCCUAAAUGCAUGCAUACAUAACACAAACAUUUGAAUAAUGCAGAAAAAUAGGGUUGCUUUUCAACUGGAUAGCAAAGAAUAACAAACAUCAUUCCUUCGAAAAAUUUCCGAAACAAAUUGUGCAAGUAAAUGAAGCUUUUCAGAUUUUGUAUUAUUAUUUUUUUUGGUUGGUUUUACUUUUCACUGUCGGUUAAUUUUUAUAAUUUUGAUAUGCAGCAUCGAAGAAACAUUCAUUUUUAUGAUGCAUGAUUUUUCAAAAUUGAAGAAACUAAGAAACACACAAAAGCAAAGCAAUGGGACUACGAGCUCAGGCCAAGAGCAGAUAUUUUAAGCCAAACAACAGAAGUAUUGUCUUGCGAGUAAAUACUGCAUUUAAUGGAACGAUUAAUGAACUUUUAUAUCUUGUUUUGUUUUACUUGUUGAUUGAGUGAUAUAGAAAAAUACGAGUAUGUAAAAAAAUGUUCGCAUUAUGUAGAGCACACAAACGAAGGUCUGCCGACUUAAAGGAACUCAACUUGAAUGAACAAUCGCGAUUAUCUAUGAAUAUAUAAAUCAAAUGUGUAAACAAAAAUUAGAUAAUAAAGUUCGAGUCAACAA